Ipomoea nil (Japanese morning glory) is the source of this 1023-nucleotide messenger RNA. Its product is annotated as UDP-N-acetylglucosamine transferase subunit ALG13 homolog. Gene Ontology annotation, cellular component: UDP-N-acetylglucosamine transferase complex; extrinsic component of endoplasmic reticulum membrane. The coding region runs from base 170 to 706 and encodes 178 amino acids. The record is from RefSeq and is a predicted model, not a curated record. The transcript is spliced from 4 exons. Gene Ontology annotation, biological process: dolichol-linked oligosaccharide biosynthetic process. NCBI's taxonomy places the organism in Eukaryota, Viridiplantae, Streptophyta, Magnoliopsida, Solanales, Convolvulaceae. Gene Ontology annotation, molecular function: hexosyltransferase activity.
UUCGAAUUUGAGCCGUUUUCAAAAAAAAAAAAAAAAAAAAAAAAGAAUUUGAGCCCGUGACGCCAUCUCCGGUCUGGCAGUCUUCUUCUCAGUCAGCAGCUUCGCCGUCGUCCAUUACUCCUCUCCUCAGGUUUUCAGUGAAAAGUGAAUAAAAAUUGGGCAUUUUCGAAUGGGGGAGGGUGAUGCUAAAGGGGCUGACAAGAGAACAGUUUUUGUGACCGUUGGAACUACUUGUUUUGAUGCUCUAGUUAAUGCUGUCGACACUGCUGAAGUUAGGAAAGAGUUGUUCAAGAAAGGCUAUACUGAUAUUAUUGUUCAAAUGGGUCGUGGAACCUAUGUUCCCACAAAGUCUGCUUUAGAAAAUGGAUCCCCGGCACUGGACUAUUUCACUUUCUCAUCGACCAUAGCCGAAUAUCUGAAAUCUGCUUCUCUUGUUAUUAGCCAUGCAGGUUCAGGAAGCAUAUUUGAGACAUUGCGAUUGGGCAAACCACUGAUCGUGGUAGUCAAUGAAGAUUUAAUGGACAAUCAUCAAAGCGAGCUAGCAGAAGAACUUGCGGAUAGAAAGCAUUUGUUUUGUGCACGUCCCCAGACACUCUAUCAAACCAUCGCGGGCAUGGACUUGGAGUCUGUCGUUCCAUAUCAACCCGGUGACGCUAAGCCCGUAGCUAAACUCAUUAAUAGGCAUCUUGGUUUCCCGGAGGAAUGAUUUGAUGAUGGUUCAAAGAUUAUCUGAGAGUCAAAAGACAUCUUUAAACUUCUAAUGUUGAGCAGAGUGUACUAAACUGGGAAGUUUUUACAAUGUCAUUCUUCCCAAAAAGGAAACAACUAUGUUUAGGCAUAGUUAUAACUUGCACUUUGCCAAUAAAAUAGAGUAGGAUGGUACAAUAGUUCCAAAUAGGGUUGCAGUAAAACACAUAGAAAAUUCUUGCUAAAUUAUAUGCAAGUCUUGUUCUUGUUGUAGUAAAAAUUGUGUUUGUAUUCUCGAUAACUAAUAAUUACGGUAUUAAAUUGAUAGUUUUGAAA